CUCCCUCCGCCGCGGCCGGGAAGCGAAAGCGAAAGGAGGCCCCGGCAGGGCUCCGGAGAUUUGCGAGGAACCGGGGGUCGCGUCCCCAGCCCGGCCCCGGCCGUGUCCGUCCAGAGGUGAGCGGAAACUGUACAGAAGUUUCUGAAUUCUGGUUGCUCGAUCCAAAGCAGAAAGUGAUUCCGGGAUUCAUAACCUAAGUUUCAAGCCUCUGGGUGUAGCAGGUUCGGCGGUGUCGGGUCAGAAUUAAGGUUUCCAUGGAUGUUACAAGCCCCCCAUCAUCUCUAAAAGACAAUGGUUUUAGUAUGGUAUCUGCUGAUCCACUUGGGACAUCCAGGGAAGAGAUGGAAAAAUUGAAGGAAGAGCUGAGGAUGUGGAAGGAAAGAGUUAAAGAGGCUCAAAAUGUAAAAUGUGACCUUCUUGUCUCCGGAUUAGUUGCUAAUAAAGAAUAUUAUGAAGCAGAGAAGAAGCUGACAGAGCUGAAGGAGCAAGAGAAACAGCAUAAGGACAGAAUUACAGACUUUCAGAAGGAACUCAACCUGCUAAACCAGGAAAACAUUGAGCUGAAGAAAGAGAUUGAAAAGCUCAAAGAAGACAUGGAAGAAUUCAAGUCCCAGAAGAAUCCGUUAGAGAUUAAAAAGAAUGUGGCAGAAAUGAAAUUGAAGUUCAUUCACCUGGAAGAGAUGAAGGUUGAUGGGGCAGAUGUGGAUAUGGACACCCACUGUGUUUUUGGGGCAGCCACAAAAGUCCCCUUCCAACUCAAUCAGAACCAGGCACUGCUGACUUUUGAAGAUGAAGAAGUUGCCCAGAGGCUGACAGAGAUGAGCAAACACUGUGUGAACCUGGACAACACAACAGCAAAUGUGACAGUGGAGUCUUUUCAACUUGACAUGGGAUUCCAUUUUGAGCUCCAUGUCACUAUCUCUGGAAAGAAGAUCAACGUUUCAGAAAUCCCUGAGCUUCCCAUUCCUGAAGAUUGGAUGAGAGACAAACUGGAGCUGCAUUUCUACAAAACUAAGCAGGCAGAAGGAGGAGGAGAAAUAGAAAAUGUGACCUACAACAAGGAGUCUGGGACAGCUGUCAUCACAUUCCUCAAACCUGGAGUGAGCUACAACUUUGUGGGACAUACGAAAUACCCUUUCUGUACAGAGGGCAGGUGGUUCAUCCUUGCUGUCUCCCCAGAUUUUGAUUUUCACUUGAAGAAGUUUCAGGCAUACUGCAGGGUUUCCAAGAAGACCAUUCUGCUGAAAGAAAUCCCAGAGGUGGAAGAGAAUGAAGAAAGUGUGCAGGACAUGAUAGAAAUUCACUUCCAAAAGCCAACCAACAGUGGGGGCGAGAUAGAGAAAAUCAAAUUCACCUCCAGAGGAGAAGCCUAUGUUUGUUUUGAGGAGGAUACUGGGAAUGCCACCUCAGAAAUCAAAGGGGACUCGUGAAGUUCUGAGGUUUUGUUCCUCAGAGGCACAGGAAUUUGUGUAGAUACUGUGCUUUCAUGUUCUGAAAUUGCUACUGUGAAAGAGCAAUCCCUGCCUUUCUGAUCUGUCUCGUGGCACUGUCUUUGCAUAGGAAGUCAGCAAAACUCCCUGCCUGUGCUGCAGAUUAAAGGCACAGAGCAAGCCUUCAGCAGCCCCUGAAACACAAUCUCAGAUUUUCUGAAACUUUGCAUAUUUUAUACCUUGCAGAUUUUAAAAUACUCCACAGUGGGAUGAGUGGAUUAUUCCUUGCAUUCUGGAUACAAAAGCCAUAUUUAAUCCCAAUCUAAGCCUCUUCACAGUCCCGCUUUUUUGACGUGCCAGAGCUUCAGAAGGUAGCUCUGACACAGCUCCAGUCCUGCUGAGGUUGCUGAGCACCACCAGGACUCAAAUAUCUGAAAGAAUUCUGUCAUUUCAUAAAAGCCACCUUAUCAAAUUAGUGAUAGAAUUAAAAUAGGAAACGGGGGGUGCAAAACCAAGAAAUUGCACUUAAGAAAUGCUCUGGCAUUUGCUGCCUUGAGCUGUUUGGCUUCUGCCUAUUCAUAGACUGCUUUAUUGUUUGAUUUUAAUAUUUGUUUCUGCAAUUAAAUUUCUUCCUCU
Cyanistes caeruleus (blue tit) is the source of this 2066-nucleotide messenger RNA. It is a transcript of the gene NMI, whose product is annotated as N-myc and STAT interactor. NCBI's taxonomy places the organism in Eukaryota, Metazoa, Chordata, Aves, Passeriformes, Paridae. The record is from RefSeq and is a predicted model, not a curated record. Gene Ontology annotation, cellular component: cytoplasm.